GCCGCACAGACACCGGUGCGCUGGGCCCUGCAGCUCGGCUCCCAGGGUGCCCCUUUCACCUUUGAGGUGGACUGGGACCCGUUUCCGGGACGGAGCUAUAGCCUGGGUCGGGUGAGGCUUAAAUGAACUCAAGGAGCACAAUGGCUACCACAGUCAGAAGACAGAGACAGAGAAGACUACCCUGUUGGGUCUUGAUGGUUGUGCUCUUGGCAGACCUGUUGGCACUGAGCGAUACACUGGCAGUGAUGUCUGUAGAUCUAGGCAGUGAGUCCAUGAAGGUGGCGAUCGUCAAACCUGGAGUGCCCAUGGAAAUUGUCUUGAACAAGGAAUCCCGGAGGAAAACCCCAGUGACUGUGACCCUAAAAGAAAAUGAAAGGUUCUUUGGAGACAGUGCAGCAAGCAUGGCUAUCAAGAAUCCAAAGGCUACACUUCGUUACUUCCAGCACCUCCUGGGGAAGCAGGAGAACAAUCCCCAUGUGGCCCUUUAUAGAGCUCGUUUUCCAGAGCAUGAGCUAGCCUUUGACCCACAGAGGCAGACUGUGCGCUUCCAAAUCAGCCCGCAGCUGCACUUCUCUCCUGAGGAAGUACUGGGCAUGGUUCUCAAUUACUCCCGUUCCCUGGCUGAGGAUUUUGCAGAGCAGCCCAUCAAGGAUGCCGUGAUCACUGUGCCAGCCUUCUUCAAUCAGGCUGAGCGCCGGGCCGUGCUGCAGGCUGCUCGCAUGGCAGGUCUCAAAGUGCUACAGCUUAUCAAUGACAACACUGCUACUGCCCUCAGCUAUGGGGUCUUCCGCCGGAAGGAUAUCAACACCACUGCCCAGAAUGUCAUGUUUUACGACAUGGGCUCAGGCAGCACUGUGUGCACCAUCGUGACCUACCAGACAGUGAAGACUAAAGAAGCAGGGAUGCAGCCCCAGUUGCAAAUCCGGGGAGUGGGCUUUGACCGCACCCUGGGAGGCCUGGAGAUGGAGCUCAGGCUUCGGGAGCACCUGGCCAAGCUUUUCAAUGAGCAGCGCAAGGGCCAGAGUACCAAGGAUGUGCGGGAGAACCCCCGGGCCAUGGCUAAACUGCUGCGGGAGGCUAAUCGCCUCAAGACUGUCCUGAGUGCCAAUGCUGAUCACAUGGCACAGAUUGAAGGCCUCAUGGACGAUGUGGACUUUAAGGCCAAAGUGACUCGAGCAGAGUUUGAGGAACUGUGUGCUGACCUGUUUGAGCGAGUGCCUGGUCCUGUGCAGCAGGCCCUGCAGAGUGCUGAAAUGAGUCUGGAUGAGAUUGAACAGGUGAUCCUGGUGGGCGGGGCCACUCGGGUCCCCAGAGUUCAAGAGGUGCUGCUGAAGGCCGUGGGCAAGGAGGAGCUCGGCAAGAACAUCAACGCAGAUGAAGCAGCUGCCAUGGGUGCUGUAUACCAGGCAGCCGCACUCAGCAAGGCCUUCAAAGUGAAGCCUUUUGUAGUCCGAGAUGCGGUUAUCUACCCCAUCCUGGUGGAAUUCAUCAGGGAGGUAGAGGAGGACCCCGGGGUACGCAACCUGAAGCACAAUAAGCGUGUCCUCUUCUCCCGGAUGGGGCCUUACCCUCAACGCAAAGUCAUCACCUUUAACCGCUAUAGCCAUGACUUCAACUUCCACAUCAACUACGGUGACCUGGGCUUCCUGGGGCCUGAGGACCUUCGGGUAUUUGGCUCCCAGAAUCUGACCACAGUGAACCUAAAAGGUGUGGGCGAGAGCUUCAAGAAGUAUCCCAACUAUGAGUCCAAGGGCAUCAAGGCUCAUUUCAACUUGGAUGAGAGUGGUGUGCUCAGCCUGGACCGGGUGGAAUCUGUUUUUGAGACACUGGUGGAGGACAGCCCAGAAGAGGAAUCUACUCUGACCAAACUUGGCAACACCAUCUCCAGUCUGUUUGGAGGAGGGACCACACCAGAUUCUAAAGAGAAUGGUACAGAUACUGUACAGGAGGAAGAGGAGAGUCCUGCAGAGGGGGCCAAAGAUGAAACUGGAGAGCAGGCAGAGCUGCGGGAGGAAUCUGAGACCCCAUCGGAAGAUAGCUCUCUGCCUCCACCCCCUGAGCCAAAGGUGGAUGAAGCUCCUCAGGGAGAAAAGGCUGAAGCAAAGGAAAGUGGGGAGAAGUCUGAGGCACAGUCUCAGAAGCCAAGUGAAAAAGGAGAGACAGGAGCUGAGAGUGCCCCCUUGACCCCAGAGGAAGCAAAGAAGCAGAAGCCUGCCCGGAAGCAGAGAAUGGUGGAGGAGAUUGGUGUGGAGAUGGUUGUUCUAGACCUGCCUGACCUGCCGGAGGAUGAGCUGGCCCAUUCGGCACAGAGACUUCAGGACUUGACUAUCCGAGAUCUAGAGAAGCAAGAACGUGAGAAAGCUGCUAACAGCUUGGAAGCCUUCAUCUUUGAGACCCAGGACAAGCUGUACCAGUCUGAGUACCAGGAAGUGUCCACUGAAGCGCAGAGGGAAGAAAUCUCUGGGAAACUUAGCUCUGCUUCCACCUGGCUAGAGGAUGAGGGCUUCGACGCCACCACAGUGAUGUUGAAGGAGAAGCUGGCAGAGCUGAGGAAGCUGUGCCAAGGGUUAUUUUUUCGGGUGGAAGAACGCAAGAAAUGGCCUGAAAGACUAUCUGCUCUGGAUAAUCUCCUCAAUCAUUCCAGCAUGUUCCUCAAGGGUGCCCGGCUCAUCCCAGAGAUGGACCAGAUCUUCACUGAAGUGGAAAUGACAACAUUAGAGAAAAUCAUCAAUGAGACCUGGGCCUGGAAGAAUGCAACCGUAGCGGAGCAGUCCAAGCUACCUGCCACAGAGAAGCCUGUGCUGCUCUCAAAGGACAUUGAGGCCAAGAUGAUGGCCCUGGACCGUGAAGUACAGUAUCUGCUUAAUAAGGCCAAGUUCGCCAAACCCCGGCCCCGGCCCAAGGACAAGAAUGGGACCCGGACAGAGCCUCCCGUCAAUGCCAGUGACCAGGGGGAGAAGGUCAUCCCUCCAACAGGCCAGACUGAAGAUGCAAAGCCCAUUUUGGAACCCGAGAAAGAGUCUGCAGAAUCUGAAGUAGCAGAUGCUGAACCUCUGGAGUUAGGAGGCCCUGGAGUAGGUGAAGCAGAAACUGAACAGAAGGAGCAGCCAACAGGACAGAAGAAAACCUUGAAGAAUGAUGAACUAUAACCCUUGCCUCCUGUUUCCCAACUCAGUCCCACCCCCUUCUCCUACCACCUCUAUUUAUUAAACAUCGAGGGUUAGGGGAGGAGAGUAGUCCUGCCUGCAGAGGCUUAAGUUCCUUUUUUUUCACCUGUGCUUGCAGGUGAGAAGAAGGGGGGAAGGAAGGAACAGGUCACCAUUCCUCUGGUAUAGUUCUGUGGCUAAAACUGAAAUUGUUCUGUUCCCUAAUCCCACUCCCAACCCCCAGCUCCCUACCUAUCCAGGCCCUAAUCUGGGAAAAAUCACUAUGAUGUCUUAAUUCUCUGCCUGUGGAUAGGUGAGAGAAUGCCCAUCAAUGGUUGACAAACCUGGAAGUAGGGAGGAUUUUCUGGGAUAUAGAGCAUCUCCAGUCUUCUUUGGCCAUCAUUCCUCUCCUUCCCUCUUCCCCCAGGAAAUCACUGUCACACAGGGGCCAGUGUCUAUAGAAACUUAGUACCGGGUUUGGUUGCUGAGUGUGUGCCUAUCUAUGUAUUUUUUUUUUUUAAUGUAUUUUCUUUUUUUUUUUUCCUUCACUUUUUUUCUCCCUCCAAUAUCUUCUCUUUCCUGAAACCCUCCCCUGCCACCCCAACCAGACUCCUUUCCUGUGACUUCCCAUGUUGUAUUGGAUUGGUUUCUGCCUCUUGCCCAAAGCCCAUCAGGGCUGGCUGAAUUCAGUCUAGAUUGGGUCCCAUGAGUCCCACCCAUAAGCACAGUCCCUAGUUAGUAGAGCAAUCAGCAAGAAAAUAUUUGGGGUAAAAUGUAUGAAAACCCUCGUGUGGAUUCUAGGCUCAAGAAAGCCACAGAGUGGUUCCUGUGGGGUGCCAGCAGUCUGUCCUGCUAACACUGUCCAACUCUACAUAUUCACAGUAACCAGGUACCCUAUGGCCCUUUGAUUUACCUACCCCUUGCUUUCUGCCCUCCAGGACAGAGCCUUCCCUUAUGUCACCCCACCCUCCCUCCUGGGAUGACCAAAAUGUGCUUUCUACUGUGAGUCCCUAGCUAAAGACCCUGGGGGAAGGAGAGACCAUAGUAUGAAUGUAACAAUGCCACCUCACUCUAUUUGAGGCAGACCUUGUGGGUGAAAGGAGGGUUCAGUUUGGCCUUCCUGUUACACACCUUUGCUAUGGUAGGGGGACCUUCUGCCCUUUGCCUCCUAUUCCCAGACGUGAGGGCCUCUAGUAUUUCACCUACAGCUGAGCCAGGGCUGCCACCCAUCUCGUGAGGUAAGGGGAAGCCCUGGUUAUGUCUACUUUUUUCCCCACUCUCUUGCUCACUCUCAUUCUCAUUUCUUUUUCCUUUUUUUUUUUUUUUUUUUUUGCCACAUUGGCAGAAAUGAAACUGAAGGUCAUCCCCUUCUGUGGGUUUGAGUUCUUUCACUAGCAGUUAAGGUUGGUUGGACAGGUUUGAGUCAGAGUGUACUUUUCUCCAUUGUUAAUUGAGAAACUGUUUCAAAUAAAAUAUUCUUUUCUAUA
Molecule: messenger RNA, 4633 nt
Organism: Erinaceus europaeus (western European hedgehog)
Lineage: Eukaryota; Metazoa; Chordata; Mammalia; Eulipotyphla; Erinaceidae
Gene: HYOU1
Product: hypoxia up-regulated 1
Exons: 25
Coding region: 123-3149 (1008 amino acids)
Biological process (GO): endoplasmic reticulum unfolded protein response; negative regulation of hypoxia-induced intrinsic apoptotic signaling pathway; cellular response to hypoxia
Cellular component (GO): endoplasmic reticulum chaperone complex
Molecular function (GO): ATP-dependent protein folding chaperone; ATP binding
Source: RefSeq, a predicted model, not a curated record